Molecule: messenger RNA, 1080 nt
Organism: Pochonia chlamydosporia 170
Lineage: Eukaryota; Fungi; Ascomycota; Sordariomycetes; Hypocreales; Clavicipitaceae
Product: Zn(2)-C6 fungal-type DNA-binding domain-containing protein
Exons: 1
Coding region: 1-1080 (359 amino acids)
Biological process (GO): regulation of DNA-templated transcription
Molecular function (GO): DNA-binding transcription factor activity, RNA polymerase II-specific; zinc ion binding
Source: RefSeq, a predicted model, not a curated record
AUGUCCAUCCGGCGACAAUCGUGCGACACCUGCUUUGCCUCACGCCGAAAAUGCGACCUCACCUAUCCAAUCUGCACACGAUGUGAGCGCAACAGCAAACCCUGUCACUACAAGUAUCCGCCUCAAAUACCCAAGGACUCCAUCACCACCGACAUUACGACCAUUGUGACCGUGUCCAAAUCCACCGGACAACUGAAGCGAAAAUUCAGCCACCUGGACCCGUCAUCGCCAUCACAAUUAUCUUACGACUCCUCCCUCAUCCUUACGCCAAGAUGGCUCGGCCACCUAGGCAAACUCGCACCCAUCACGGCCUCAAAAACAUGGAACUGGGUAUUCGACCAGAUUCGCCACUGUCCACAAGUAUUCGCAGAACGCGCCGAAACAAUCUUCAUCCACAAGAGCCUUCACACCAACUACCAGCUCCCGCAGCCUCUCCGCGCAGCAUUCGGCAUCUGCACGGGCACCCUAUCCCCCAAGGAAUCCAACCGCCAGCUCGUCUUCCACGUGCUCGACUCUGAAGUCGUCUCCCUGCUCACAUCAUCCUUGACACUCUCCCUCCAGGAAGAGCUCUACAAACUACAAGCCAUUGUGCUCUACCAAAUUAUCCGACUGUUCUACGGCCAAAUCAAAGAGCGCAUGCUUGCCGAACGCCAGGAAUACCUUGUGCGCUCAUACGCCCUCAAGUUACUACAGCUGUCGAAUACAGAAUUGCGCGACGCGCCUCGCACGUGGGAGAAGUGGAUUCUCGCAGAGAGCAUCCGCCGCACAGUCUACAUUGCGUUUAAGCUGUAUACCUCGUACUCCAUGUCGAGGUAUGGGCUGUGCUCGGAGAUUCAGGCCAUGAACAUGCUGCCCAUAUCGACAAACUCGGGGCUGUGGUACUCGAAUGAGCGGGAGGGGCGUCAGGUUCCCGUGCGAGAUGAUGUGAUGACGUACAAGGACUUUGCGGAGUUUUAUGGCAGGACGCCGAGGAGGAUAGUUGAGCCGUUUGAGAGACUUAUUAUUGUGGGGUGUAAGAGGCGGAUAGAGCAGGUUGAUGGGAUUGUCUGUCCGAGGAGUAGGGUGGAAGAGAUUGUUUAA